This is a messenger RNA of Nilaparvata lugens (brown planthopper), 8466 nucleotides long. Its product is annotated as DNA-binding protein Ewg. Bases 315 to 1976 code for a protein of 553 amino acids. The record is from RefSeq and is a predicted model, not a curated record. Gene Ontology annotation, biological process: regulation of transcription by RNA polymerase II. NCBI's taxonomy places the organism in Eukaryota, Metazoa, Arthropoda, Insecta, Hemiptera, Delphacidae. Gene Ontology annotation, molecular function: DNA-binding transcription factor activity, RNA polymerase II-specific; RNA polymerase II cis-regulatory region sequence-specific DNA binding. Gene Ontology annotation, cellular component: nucleus. The transcript has 14 exons.
AGUUGAAAGUACCUGGUGUUGAAGUUGAAGUUUCCCUUGAAGUGUUAAUAGUUCCUAGACAACUUAGUGCAUCUUGUUAUUGUUCAGCAGGCACCUGAGACAUGAAAUUGUUGUUGAAAUGGCCCUCUCUUCACGCAGGACCGAAGCUAAACUCUUCAAUAGUGUUGUGAGAAGGUUGAAUCCAGCUGGCAGCCAAACGUUAUCCUUUCAUAGUCACUACAAACUGCUCGCCAAUUGCAUGUCUACUCCAUCACCUGACACUGCGUAAUUUCUCAUAAGUGGUAACUAGGUGUGCGGCGUUGCCAACUGUGAGGAUGAUGGACACGUCAGCGCCCGACCCGCUGACCCUGUCGGUGGCGUCGGACGACGAUGACGGCUGCCUGUCGUCGCACUCGAGUGAUUACGGCAACACUGCCGACCUAAUGGCGGCGGCCAUGGGCGACGAGGUCACCGCUCAGUUGGCGGCUGCAGGUUGGCAAAAACAGCACUUACACGGACCGGUUGGAAUGGCAGCGGCUGCCGCCAUUGUUUCGGCGAAAAAACGCAAACGACCGCACUCGUUCGAGACAAAUCCCUCGAUCAGGAAGCGCCAACAGAAUCGACUUCUACGUAAACUUAGGGCAACAAUUGACGAGUUCGCAACGAGAGUGGGCCAACAGGCGGUUGUACUGGUGGCCACACCCGGCAAACCCACCACUAGUUUCAAAUGCUUCGGUGCUAAACCCCUCGAAGAUGUGGUGAAAAACCUGCGCAGCAUGAUAAUGGACGAGCUGGAGUCGGCCCUGGCCCAACAGGCGCCUCCCCCCAUUCAGGAGGACCCCUCCCUCUACGAGCUGCCCCCCCUCAUCAUAGACGGCAUCCCCACCCCGGUUGAGAAGAUGACGCAGGCGCAGCUCAGGGCUUUCAUUCCGCUCAUGCUCAAGUAUUCCACAGGAAGGGGCAAACCGGGAUGGGGCCGUGAGUCAACCCGACCACCAUGGUGGCCGAAAGAGUUACCCUGGGCCAAUGUACGCAUGGACGCCAGACCCGAAGAGGAAAAGCAAAAGUGCCGGAACUUGCAGAUCUCCUGGACACACGCGCUGCGCCAAAUCGUGAUCAACUGCUACAAGUACCACGGUCGCGAGGACCUGUUGCCCGCGUUUAGCGAGGCUGACGACAAUUCGAACGCUGGCAAUCAGCUGGGAGGCCAACAACAGGCCGCAAAUCAGUCUGCCAGUCAGGCAAACAAUCAGGCGCAGACCACGGUGACAACGCAGUACGCGCCAGCCGUGCUGCAGACGAUCAGUAACCCGGAUGGAACGGUGUCCAUAAUCCAGGUGGAUCCCAAUAAUCCGAUCAUCACUCUGCCGGAUGGCACCACUGCACAUGUGCAAGGCGUCGCCACCAUCCACACAGGGGGCGCCGACGGUCACACGGUGCAGGGGGUGCAGCUGGGUGGCGGGGGUGACGGGGGGGCUGGCGGCGAGGGGGGAACUACCACUGUUGCCGUGAACCUGGACAAUGUGACCGAAGCCACCCUCAACCAGGACGGCCAGAUCAUUCUCACCAGCGAGGAUGGACACGGCUAUCCGGUAUCAGUCUCCGGCAUGGUUACCAUUCCGGUAUCAGCCUCCAUGUAUCAAACGGUAGUGGCGAAUAUACAGCAGAUACAUACGCAGAGUGAUGGAACCAUGCAGGUUGUGACACCGACAAUGGUGCACGUGCCGAAGGUGGAGCCGGGUAGCGGGGGUGGGGGUGGUGGCAAUGGGGGUGGUCAGGGGGGUGAAGUGGAGACCAUCACCACACAUCAGCUGGUGGCCAUGGGCGGUGGAGCUGGUGGCGAGCCACAGGUGCUGCAGGUGUUAUCUCUGAAAGACGUGCCAGGCCUGAGCAAAGCGCUUGCAGCUGCAGCAGCCCAGCAACAGGUGGUGACAGCCGCAGCUGCCCAGGAGCAUGUCAAGAUAGAGGACGCACAAACCAUCACUGGCGACCAGUAGUAGGUCAAACUGGUCUUGGGAAGAGCCUCGUUAUAGAUCUUCCCUAUCUGUGUUACCUCAUAAUAUAAUACGGUAUAUUAAUAGUUUUAAAUAUCAUGGAUGGUGAAAGAAUUAUUUCAUUGUCUAUUGCAUCCAAAAAAUUAUAUCAUUAUUAUAGUUAUAAUCUAUGCUGAAUGUCGUAGCCACAGAUUAUCAUAGUUGCAUUUUUUAUUAAUGUUUAUUAUUUAUUGUCUUGGAAUAUUUCAAACUGGAUCGAAUGAUAUCAUUGAUUGUUCCUAUCGUGAGAUACAUUUCAAACAGUCAGCAUUGAGAAACAUUUAUGUUAUUUCUUUUAAAUGGCUGAAAGUUCAGCGUAUGCGCAGUAGCGACAGAAAUUACGUAAUAUUUAUAAGAAAUGCUAACAGUUUGAGAUGAAUUUCGCCAUUUUUUCAUGUGUGCCAUCGUGAAAUAGGCAUGUAACAUGUAACAAACAUCACAUUGGCUGAAGUGUACAUAGACAUCUAGUAUGUUUAUUAAUAACUAUGAUAAUAAUGUUUAUAAGAAUCAUAUAAUAAAAGUCUGUGCCAUUUUGGCAGUACAUUUCUAUGAUUGUGAAAAUGAAUGGUCAAGUAGUAUAAAUUAAUCCAGAGUAGUGAUUUUAAAUUGUGACAUUUGAAGUAUCCAAUUUUGUUUUUAAACCAUGUAACCUAUAUAUCUCCAAAGUGAACGUUUUGUUUUCAAUUUACGCUUUGAAAGCGGUGUUUCAAGUUAUUUUAGUAUAAUUUAUUAUGUUACGUUUUAGGGCGAUCAUUUUUUAUGUUCCUUGAGUUUUUUAUUAUUGUUUUAGUCAGAGUCCAGAGAAAGUUAGUUAGAAUCACUUUUUACUGUCAGCAUUGUUCGAAUGGGUGGCAUUGAUAUUGUCCAUAAGGAUUGCUGACAGUUGUAGAGUGAAUCAAUGACACUAUAGCUCCAGAAACGUGAGGAUCUAUUAAUCGAUUAUUUCAUUGAUUUCUAUUGAUAGAUACAGCUAUUUAAAUACCAAAUAGUAUGUGUUUGUAAACGUUACCUUUCAGAUUCAACACCUGCUUGAACUGAAUUUAUGUUCUGGGGAGCCUAUGUUUCGAAAACAUCUCUUAGCUUAGAAGAUAAAAAAUAAUGUUUUAGAAUGAUCGAACGGGUUUCAUUUUAAAAUUGUUCAAAACCUUGAACGAUUCUAAUUUUAAACUAAUUACAGCGAGUGUAAAUAUAUUACAAAACUAUCCACUUGUAGUUUGUAUUAAAAAUGAAGGCUUUUGCGAAUUUAAAUAAUGAAUUUUGAAUUUUUGAUUUUUCAUAUAAAAAGAUAGUACAGGUUACCUAUAUUAUGUUUGGUUGGAUCAGUAGCUCCAAAAUCCCUUGAACGGAGUUUUGUAUUGCCGUAGCGAACGAAGCACGGGUGCUUACUAUAGAAAGAUUCACGUUUUGAAAACAGUGGAAAUGAUAGUUAUGCAUUGUUGUCACUUUCCCUCUCCCACCGCCUUUUAUAGUAGAUUUUUUAGCUGUUUUUCAAGUUACCUCCCGGUAAAUCUGAUCUGAUACCGUAUUAAUUGUUGGUUCUUGAUUAUCAAUUCUAUCUCAAAUAUAUAUUGUCAAGAAAGUAUAUUUUAUCUUGAUUUAAUAAUCAAUAUUUUCGAAACUGAGAUGAAAUAUUUUGGUAGGUAGUUCAUCAUUUCUACAUAGUCUACAAACAAUUUGAAAAUAGUGCGGAGUUGGAAAAGGAUAGAGCUGUUUGCUUUGUCUAAUGACAGACAAGGAUAGCAAACCAAUGUUAAUCAGGUGCUGGCUUCAUAACAUAAAUCUCACUAUAGGUUUAUUUAAAUUUGAACAUUUAAAAUAUUAUCUUCAAUUAAUAGUUGGAUAAAAUUGUGUUUGAAACAUAGGCUUACAUCUUCCCUGUCUUAUGUCUCAACAGUUUUCAUUUUCUUUUUGUUAACUCUUAUUGAAUUCUUAGUUGUUAUCAUAUUCCAAUUUAUUUGUUCUCAAUGUUUAUUGAAUAAAUGUGUAAAGCAUGGCUUAUUUGGAUAAUUAUGCUUGUGUUAUAUCUAGUUAUACAAAAUAAUACGAAUAUUGUCAAAAAUUUAGAACAUGCUUUCAAUGUGUCUGUCUCUGUCUAAUUAAAUGUAUUAUAGGAUCAAUCUAUUAUUGCAAACUGUAUCUAGAAUAUUCCAUCUCCAUUGAAUUCAUUCAACUAUUUACACGAAUGAAUUUUAACGACUGAUUGUAUAUUUAUUAAAUUCCAUACGAAGGGUGUGUAUCCAUUAUAUUAUAUAGUUCAUAGUUUGUAAGUAAAUGAAAUGGCUAGUCAAUUUAAAUUUAUUUUCAACCAGUUAAAAUAUUGUUCAGUUUAGUACACCGUAUUUCAUGAGUGAUUGAAAUUUCCAAAUGAUUCAAUUUGUUAGCUUGUAAUUAUCGUAAUGUUUUUGGAGUAAAUGUUAUUGUUCUUAAUAUUUCUGGUAUUGACAAUUUUAGGAAGGAGAUUGCUUGAUAAGAUUGAUUGAUUAUAGAAUGAUUAACUAAGAAUCGAAUAAACAAGCAUAAGUAAAAUAUAAAUUUUCAUAGAAUGAAUUUAUUAUUAAUUUUGGAUAUACCAUAUAUAUAUUAUGAAUUGUGAUAGAGACGUAUCUCUUCCAAAAACAACGUUUCAAGUUUUUUUCAUUCAUUUAGAAUUGGCAUUAAUCUAGAAUAUCUUGAUAAUAGGAUGAUCAUAUUGAAUAUGAUUCUCCAAAUUGCACUCUUGAUUUGAUUUUUCAUUUUAAAAUCAUUUUGAUUAAUCAAUUAUUCUAUGUAAAGUUAUUAUUAUCUUGAGAAUGAAAAAGUAACAACAUAUUUUUCAGUUCAAACUACUCCUUUAACAUAAUUUAUAAUGAGCCUUGAUGGUGUUUAUAUUUAUCAGUGUUUCAUCCUUGAAAAUCUUGAAAAUAAAUCGCAAUAUUAAUUAACAAAUUAAUUAAUUUUUCAUAGAUUGAAACUAUAAAGGAGCAGGAAGGCAAUUUGACUAGAUUUUGCAUAUAUAUAAUGUAUAAAAUCAACUAAAUUCUCGAAAAUAUGGCCAGUUUAAUUAAGCGAAGUUAACAAGUACUGAGGAAAUGUUUCGAAUCUAAAAAUUCGACUGAGUCUCUAUCAUUGUUGUAAAACCGUUCCUUAAUGAAAUUAAAACACACAUAUAUUGUCAUAUUUUACCGUUUUAUUUGGUAGAGGACCAAGGUCAGCUUAAAAUGUAACCUGUGUGGUCACUAAACCAUGGUCCUGUGCCAAAUAAAACGGUAGAAUUUGACAAUAUAUGUGUUUUUACUUGUUUCUAAUCUAGUUUAUAAGUAGAUUAUGAGGAAAGUAAGGAGGAUAUAAUUGAAUAUCAACAACCAAUUCGCAAAAUACUCUGUCUUUAUAAUUUUUCGAAGCAUGUCAAUUUGAAAAUCUACUUUGUAAAAAUAAUUAAGGACUCACAAUUUUGUGAAGUGAACAACAUAAGACAACCUGUUCGGACUAUGUGCAACCUUAUCUAAAUUUGGGAGAGGAAUAGCACAAGGUUACCUUAUUUUUCCUCUCCCUAUCAUUUUGAUGAUGCACAUAUUGUAUGAAUCAAUAAAAAAUAGAAAUAUAUUAGUUAAAUGAAUAUAUCAAGAUCAAAUCGGUAGAUUAUUUUAAUUUUAAAUAUCUCUUUAUUUAUUUGCAUUUCAUAAUACACAAAUCAAAUACAUGAUCAGAGAAGGACCAACAGGCCUAGCCCAAAACUGUUCCUUCUCCGAAUUUUGAUAGAAGUAUGUCUAAAACCUAUGUUAUGUUUCUUUACUUUGAAUCAAAUCCAAACUGGACUUUCAAGUCCAGAAAUAUACAAACCAAAAUUUGGAAUUUUAUCAGAUUGAUAACAGAAAAAAAUGAAAAUGUUGCACCAAAUUGUAAUUCAAAACUUGAAAACAUUGAAUUAUAUAGAAAUUUAGAAACGAAAAACAAAAUCGAACUCACUCAUGUUUUAAGAUAUAUUAUGUUAAUAAUUAUUAAACGAAAAUCCAAAUUAAAUGCUGUAAAUCACCCCUAUUAAAUAUUAUUAUUUGAAAUUUUUAUCCAUCAAUAUAUUGAUGGAUAAACAUAAUUUAUAUUCUUUCAAUUUGACAUUGAUCUAAGUUUCAAUAAUUAAAAUCUUUAUCAAUAUGAAACUGAUGCUAUCUAAAAAAGUGAGCUUUCCUUUUUCCAGAUUCCUUUCUCUCACAGUAACAGAAUGAUAUUGUUCUAUUACUGCAUAGGUGCUUCAAUUUAUAAUCCUCCUGCUUCCAUUAUUGGCGAAUAAACUUAUUUCUCGGAUAAUGUUUUCUAGAUAGAUUGAUACUUGAUUGUCAAUUAUUAUCUCUUGAUAUAGUUCUGAAUGUUAGUUAUUAUCUAAUAAUUGCAAAUAUUAUAUUGAUAUUGAUAGUACCGAGUAUUGCUAUUGAUUAUGUAUAGCUGGGUUCACACCAAAGUUAUUAACAAAAUGUUAAUAACUUAUUUUUUAUAGAUUCUAUUAGAUUGAACGGAACUUGACAAAGACAUACAGUAUGUCCAUCAUGUGUAUGAUAAGUUAUGUUCAAUCUAAUAGAUUCAAUAAGGAUUAAGUUAUUAACACUGUUAUUAACUUUGGUGUAAACGCAGCUCAAGAUUAGAGUUUUAAAAGUUGUUCCACUGUAAGAAUAUGAUAGAUGAAUAUUGAAUAGAUAACUAGAGUCAUGAUAAGUCAAGAUAACUUUUGAAGUAAUCACAACCAGGAGUUCAACAAAAUUAUAAAAUACCUUUCCAUUGAAGCCUCAAUAAAAUUUUGGGACAUCUCAUAGAAGAAAUUAAUCUAAAAAAAUAGUAAAUGUACUAAGAAUGUCUCUGGUGUAUUUACCAGGAUAACUUUGAUCAAUAAUAUGAAGAAGUAUUCUCGUAAAUCUAGCCUCAAGCUGUGUUUACACCAAAGUUAUCAACAAAAUGUUUAUUUUUCUGUCCUUAUAGAUUGUAUUAGAUUGAACGGAACUUGAUGAACACAUACGCACAUCAUGUGUAUGGUAAUUUAUGUCCAAUCUAAUUGAAUCUAUAAAGCUGCGUUUACACCAAAGUUAAUAACUUAAUCCUUAUAGAUUCUAUUAGAUUGAACAUAACUUAUCAUACACAUGAUGAACAUAAUAUAUAUGUUUGUCAAGUUCCGUUCAAUCUAAUAGAAUCUAUAAGGAUUAAGUUAUUAACAUUUUUUAAAUAAAUUUGGUGUAAACCCAGCUUAAGGACGGAAAAAUAAACAUUUUGUUGACAACUUUUGUGUAAACGCAGCUUUACUUUGGAAAUUGAAAUACCCAACUCUCUUGUCGAUUACAAGUUUUCACGAAUGAAUCUUACAUGAAAAUGAUAUGUGACGUCAUAUUAGGAAAUUUGAAAUUUAUUUCCCAGAAAUUCAUACAUUACAAGUUUGAAAUAUCAUCUAAUUUCACAGUCUCUAUAUAAUAUUGAGAUUCACUUCAAAAGAUAUCGGUAUCAUUAAUUUAUGUUAAUAAAUCAUGAACCUUAACAUAUUUACUGUUAGCAUAUCCUGCUAACAGUAUGAAGUAAAUCUCACCACCUAACUACUUGUAAAAUAUUGAUAUCAAAUGGAUAUCGAUCUUAUUUUGAGCUCGAAGCGUUACCGGUCCAUACAGUUUUCAGUAUUUAACAUCGAUAUCAAAUAAAUCUUUUUUUGAGAUCGAUGGUAUUCUAAGCGUUAUCGGUUCCAUACAGUUUUCAAAAGUGAUGUCGGAUUCAUAUCAUCAAUAAUCAUUGAAACUAUAUUAUAAUUCACGUCAUUCUGUCAGCAUUCCUUGUAAAUAACAUCAAUGCAUUCCAUUGAAUCAUCAAAGCUUCAAACUUCAGUUUUAAAAUUAAAAAACCUCAAGGUUCGAAGUUCAAACUUCAAACUAUCAGAAUACUGAAGCUUCAAAUUUUGUCAGCAUUGAUUCAAUGGAAAGCAAUGAUGCUAUACAAAGGGAAAGCUGACAUUUGAAAGUGAAUCGGACCAUAACAGAUUACCCCAACACAGUGCCUAGUUUAGAGAUAGGAGAUAAUGACGGAUUUGAAACGCUAUUAAUUACUACAGUGACUAUAGAUACAUACUGAUUAAUAGUCUCUGUAGCUAUUGCAACCGUACAACGAAACUAGUGUCUGAGCCAAAUAAUUUUAUCUAAAUUAAGUUGUUCUUGUGAAAACCACUAAGAACUUUCAGAAUAUGCUAUUUAUAAUAGAAGCUAACAGUUAAAUUGAAUAGUGCAUCUUUAAUAGAUUAAACGUUUUCAACUACCUCGAACGAGAAUACAUUUACUCAGUAUUUGUCAACUUUGCAGAAAUGAGUAGAUAGAAGAUAAAUGUGCAAUGUAUGUUUUUGUAUGUUUUGUUGUUGUUUUACUGUUUGUGAAUGUGUGUGUUCAAAUUCAUUGCAGUCAAAGAUGGUAAAUUCAUUGUCAUGUUUAUUGAAUUAAAUUAUUAUGAAUGGAAGUAA